Messenger RNA from Rotaria sp. Silwood2, 1065 nucleotides. The record is from the annotation of a GenBank genome assembly. Lineage: Eukaryota; Metazoa; Rotifera; Eurotatoria; Philodinida; Philodinidae.
AUGUAUUUAUUAUUUAGACCUGAUGUAUUAUUAGAACAUGGUCCUCAUACAUCUCAUGAUGUCAUACUUGAAGAUGAUAUUGAUCCACCAUUUGCACCGCGUACUGUUGUAGUACAAAAGAAUAAACCUAUAACAGAUCAAUAUGAACUUCUGGAAUUUCUUGGAAGAGGAAAAUUUGGUGAAGUAAAAAAAUGUCGUGAACGAGCAACAAAACAUUUAUUAGCUGCAAAAUUUAUACAAAUUAAUAAAGAACAAGAUCGUACUGAAGCAGUUAAUGAAAUUGAAAUAAUGAAAGCACUUCAACAUCCAAGACUUUUACAACUUUAUGAUGCUUUUGAAACAAAAUCAGAUAUUUGUCUUAUUAUGGAAUUAAUUACUGGUGGAGAACUAUUUGAACGUGUUAUUGAUGAUGAUUUUAUAUUGACAGAACGUCUUUGUGAAUUAUAUAUGAUGCAAAUAUGUGAAGGAGUGAAUUUUAUGCAUUCAUGUAAUAUUAUUCAUCUUGAUAUGAAGCCCGAAAAUGUUUUAUGUUUAAAUCGAAAUGGUCAUCGAAUAAAAAUUAUUGAUUUUGGUCUUGCUCGAAAAUUUGAUCCAGAUCGGCAACUUAAAGUGUUAUUUGGUACACCAGAAUUCGUUGCACCAGAAGUGAUCAAUUUUGAUCGAAUAGGAUAUGGUACGGAUAUGUGGUCUGUUGGAGUUAUUUGCUAUGUUUUAUUGUCCGGUUUGAGUCCAUUUAUGGGUGAUAAUGAUAAUGAUACAUAUACAAAUAUAAAUCGAGCUAAUUAUGAUUUUGAUGAUGAAGCAUUUACUGAUAUAUCAGAUGAAGCAAAAGAUUUCAUCUCAAAAUUACUUGUCAAAAAUAAAGACAAACGUCUUCAAGCUAAAGAAUGUCUUACUCAUUCAUGGUUAACUCGUCGACCAAAAUUAGUUUCAACUCCUAAGGAUGAAGAAACAGCUGAAAAGAAAUUAUCAACAAAAAAAUUACGCAGAUUUGUCAUACGAAGACGUUGGCAGAAAGCAGUCAAUGCUUUGUUAGCAUUGAAACGUAUGGGAAUGACGUUGUGA